UGGGAUCAAGUUACACUGAGCUCGAGACAGUGAGCAGUGGGAGAAGUGUAGGGCUAGUGCCAUGGAAUUCAACGCGCAGAUUGCUGUGGUGCUUAACACUGGAACCACCGAUCGCUUAAACUGACUUUUACUAAUCUCUUUAUAGAAACCAUAAGCGUGCUAAGAUUUCAAUUGACUUGUAUUUCAGUUUUACUAUUACUGAAUUAGUUUCUGUAUUACUGAAUUACUUUUCAGUGAUUGAAAAAGAGGAAUCAGAAAUAAGUCAUUUUGAUCUGGUAUUUCCAGUGUUGAGCGAUCCUCGCUUAGGACAGAGUCCAGAAUAAGUGUAAAUCUAGUGUUAAUUGUUGUUUGUCCUUUAAGUUAAGAAGAAAACUGACAGAAGAGAUUCGACGUACAGGGAUGCGUGGCUUGUUUCGUCCAAAGGCUGCACUCGAACAUCCGGCGGGAGCUUAAAGGAUAAUCCAGAGAAAAGAGGAGACGUAGAAAGUUUAAGGCCCGAGGAAACGUUGAUGUAUAAUAUGUGGACAUUGAGACUAAUCUGAAGAUGGACUCUCGAGGACUCGACGCUGAGUCAGACUCCGGUGGCAAGAUCAGAGUUGUUUUUGAUGUGUUCCAGUGAUUCGAAGACCUCGCAGAGCAAAGUGCUGAAGAUUCUGUAAAAUUGCUGCCCUUUCCCAGCGGAUCUCCAGUUCUCCUGGAUAGUGUUUUCACCAAAAAUACCGUCCGCAACCGUUGGUGCAGCUUACAUAUCAUCUCAUCAUGAAACGUCGGAUGUUUCAAAUGAAAAGCUUCCAAGUGCAAAGGGUUAAUUGAUCCAGGUGAUUAUGAAGAGCCUGGAACAUCAGUGCUCCUGCACCGAGUCAAUUGAUUCGUCGUCCAUCUACCAUCGGCAGGAUUCAUCAGUUUCAACGGUACCACCGCAAGCUGCCCAGCAAUGAUCACAUUGUCAUCGUCUCCGGUGCUCGUCGAUGUUCCUGCAAUAGAAAUUUACCUCCUGCAGGUGUCUUCAUCAUCGCGAGCGAUGAAUUGCCGCGGGAACCGUUACCAUCGGUGUCGGAGCGAGCACCGCGCCAACGGGAAGCACUCGGAGAACCGAACACGACGCUACACCUUCCCAGAGGCGGUCUAAUUAGCACGCAGCUUCGCGAAGCCAUGUUUCAAAAGGAUGACUCAAAAAACUUAACACUGAAAUUACCAGCAGUUCAAUUGAUUUGUUGAGACUCCUCUGUAGAAACUGCAAAAGUGCAUCUAUUUAGAUUUUAAUUGAUUUUUAAUUCAGUUUAUUGAUAGUCAUUGAUUAUUAUUUAGAGAAACAUCGAUUAUCUUUUUAAUAACUCUGAGGAAAAGAAAUUGGGAUGGGUUAUUUCAGUGUUAACAUUAAAGCUACCAAGUGAAUUAGCACGCAGCUUCGCGAAGACAUGUUUCAGAAAGAUAACUCAAACUUAACACUGAAAUUACUAGCAGUUCAAUUGAUUUGUUGAGACUUCUCUGUAGAAACUGCAGGAGUGCAUCUAUUUAGAUUUUAAUUAAUAUGGUCUUUAAUUGUUUAGAGAAACAUCUGUUAUCUUUUUAAUAACUCUGAAGAAAGGAAAUUAGGAAUGGGUCAUUUCAGUGUUAACACUAAAGCUACCAAGCGACUAAGUUUCUAUAAGAAUUAGAGCACUAUACUUCUCGAGACAUAGACACUUGAUUCUUGCAUCUGCACAAACAAAUCUAAUAACUUUUCACAAAGUCCUUGUCAUAAUGGAACUACUCGCAAACUAAACAUUCUAAAAUAGGUCAGCCCGUCCAGUAAUUCCAGUGUUAAUGACAGGCACCCUGGAAAACUGGGGUUCCUCUGUUCAGCCAAUUAACACAAACCACCGAGCAAUUAGACUUUUGAAAAUCCCUUAUAGAAAGUCCAACAGUGCAUCUAUUAAGACUUCAAUCAGUUUCCAAUUCAGUUUGCUCGUUGGUACAUCAAAGUCCGUAAUAAUCCUCAGAGAAGCAUCCGUUAUCUCCCUAACAACUGCAAACAGAAGGAAUCGGUCGUGAUUUCAGUGUUAAUCGGCUUGCCUGCCGGGCAACCUUCAAUUGUAACAAAUUAGCGAAAGCUCCUCCGGCGACCUUUCUUCUAAUUCUUCCUUUGUUUCCACAGGGAAAGCUGCAGGCAGCCGCGAGCUUGAGGAGCAGCAGCAGCAGCCGCUCGGUUUCCGGGAGCACAGGGAGGAAAAAGUUGGAAGCGGCGGUUAUCAACGUUAUCGCCGGCAGUAACGCCGCGACCGUUCGGGGAUGCGCAGCGUGGACGAAUCGUGGGCUGGACUAGCGACUAUAAGAGGGACGCCGCGCGUCGCGACGCCGCACAAUCUUCAGUUUGUCCUGGCCCGAACGCGACGCGCGACAUCCACGAGUGACAGUGCGCUCCCGGUGGGAAAUCGGCGCCGAUCGACGACGAGGAGAAACAACAGCGUGGGCCCAGUCUUCUUCCUCGGCUCCCUCCCCCGCGACGACAAUGACAAGCAUGGUUCCGGAUCGGUCGGCUGGCCAGCUGCGGCUGUUCAUCCUGCCAGCCCUCCUUAGCGUCGCAUCCGCCGUUAUAAAGGGAAACAACGAUUAUCAGCACUAUCAGCAACAGUUACCCGGAGAUCGUUUAUCAAAGGAUUUCUAUCGCAUGGAUUUCAAGGAUGGCUUUCCAAAUCCGUAUCCCCGCUUGAAACCGAUCACAGAAUGCAUGUUCGUCACAAUGGAGCCAGGCACUUUUAUGUACACCUCGAAAACCGAUAGCGAGGAGGUUUGCGGCAUUUACUUCCUGGCCGGACCGGAUCAAAAAGUGGAGAUCAAUUUCCUUGUGUUCGACGUGCCGUGCGAACAUCGAGGACUUAUCUCUGCGGUGGACGGCUGGGAGCUGAACGGCGAAGUGUUCCCCAGCGAAACGGAUCAUCGAUUGCCCCUGAAACAGAGAAUCAGCGAAUUCUGCGAUAAGAGCAUCGGCGUGAAGAGAAGCUUCGUGAGCUCCCAGAACGUCGCGGUCGUCAGGUACAGGAUUCCCAAGCCUGGCAAGGGUUUCACUAUCCUUGCGAGGUUCCUGAAGAAUCCUAGACCCUGCAACGUCUUGGCAGCAAGCUUAACCGAGCCGUACACUUUACGUAAUUACGGGAGACGCAUUAAUUGCACCUACGUCACAUUGUACCCUGGAACCGUGCAAAUAAUCGCGCUCGGCGUCGGCAUCACGAAUCUACUUGGAUCCAGUCGCACUGCGGAGACAGGAACUUUGCGGAAAUGCGACGAGAGGAACCCACAUGAUCAAGUGGUAAUCGGUGGUAGCUACGGUUUGGAUACAUCUAAAACUCAGAUGGUGGAUUCUAUCUGCGGAAUAGACUCUAAACCUGACUAUCGUGAGGUGGUGGGAUACGGUGUCACCUCGGUGCGGUUAAUAUCGAGUGGUUUCUUCGAGAACUCUGUAACUGUGAACAUCCAGCCACUCAAAGACGAGUAUCUGGAUACGAAUUAAUCUGUAACGCUUUGGUCAUAGAACUACGAUCGUUGAUGCUUAAAGCUAUGAAACCUCAUUGUGAAUGCAGUACUUAAAACCAGCGGCGGAGUUCCUAAAAUUUAAUCAUUCACAUCCAGUAUAUAUAUAUAUAUAUAUAUAUAAAUUUAUAUAUAUAUAUACUCAUUUCGUUUGAUAAAUUUGGGGAUCCAAGUUCCAUUUUCUAUAUUGUAUUUCGAUAUUUUCAUAUAUAUUAUUUAUUAUACUUUCAUUGAGCAUUACUCGAUUUACAUUUACGUGACUGAGUGCGAUUAAUCAUUUAAAUUAACGACUGAACUAGUUUAAAAGCUCAAGCCGUAGAGUCCGUGUUUUCUGUAAAAUGAUUUCUCUAGGCAUACUUUUGAGACGUUCGUGAACCGAUAUAUUGUGCGACUUGUGAUAAGUGGAUUUCAAUAACCGCUAGAUGUGUAUAGACCUCUCUGUAGACGAAUAGUUGCUAGAACAUUUUAGUACCUUAGACGAAGGCCUCGAAUUUUUAUUCUUGUAGACUGUAAAGUUAGAGAUGAUCCAGUUUGGUUGGAGCGUACCAAUUUCUUUUGACGACUAAACUGAAUA
Messenger RNA from Nomia melanderi (Alkali bee), 4084 nucleotides. It is a transcript of the gene crh-BP, whose product is annotated as corticotropin releasing hormone binding protein. The record is from RefSeq and is a predicted model, not a curated record. Gene Ontology annotation, biological process: hormone-mediated signaling pathway; negative regulation of corticotropin secretion; negative regulation of corticotropin-releasing hormone receptor activity. Gene Ontology annotation, molecular function: corticotropin-releasing hormone binding. NCBI's taxonomy places the organism in Eukaryota, Metazoa, Arthropoda, Insecta, Hymenoptera, Halictidae.